AUGUCAUCAGACUUGAAGUACCUUGCUGCCUACCUUCUUUUGACCACCGGUGGUAACGCCGCCCCCACCGCCAAGGACAUCACUGAGGUCCUCGCCUCUGUUGGUAUUGAGGCUGAGGAGGAGCGCGUUUCUGCUCUUCUCGCUGAGCUCGAGGGCAAGGAUAUCCAGGAGCUUAUUGCUGAGGGUACCGCCAAGCUCGCUUCUGUUCCCUCUGGUGGUGCUGUUGCCGCUGCUGGUGGUGCUUCUGCCGCUGCUGGUGGUGAGGCUGCUGCCGCUGAGGAGGAGCCCGAGGAGGAGGCCGAGGAGUCUGACGACGACAUGGGUUUCGGUCUUUUCGACUAA
Messenger RNA from Magnusiomyces paraingens, 342 nucleotides. Its product is annotated as ribosomal protein P2. Gene Ontology annotation, cellular component: cytosolic large ribosomal subunit; ribosome. NCBI's taxonomy places the organism in Eukaryota, Fungi, Ascomycota, Dipodascomycetes, Dipodascales, Dipodascaceae. The transcript has 2 exons. The coding region runs from base 1 to 342 and encodes 113 amino acids. Gene Ontology annotation, molecular function: structural constituent of ribosome. Gene Ontology annotation, biological process: cytoplasmic translational elongation. The record is from RefSeq and is a predicted model, not a curated record.